Messenger RNA from Scomber scombrus (Atlantic mackerel), 2357 nucleotides. Its product is annotated as C-Jun-amino-terminal kinase-interacting protein 1-like. Gene Ontology annotation, biological process: regulation of JNK cascade. The record is from RefSeq and is a predicted model, not a curated record. The transcript is spliced from 12 exons. Bases 1 to 2286 code for a protein of 761 amino acids. Gene Ontology annotation, cellular component: cytoplasm. Gene Ontology annotation, molecular function: protein binding. NCBI's taxonomy places the organism in Eukaryota, Metazoa, Chordata, Actinopteri, Scombriformes, Scombridae.
AUGGAGAAAUAUCGACCAAAGAGACCAACCACCCUGGCUCUGUUCCCACAGCGGCCACAAGCCGGCACCCAGGACUCCAUCAACAACAACUCUUUAGGCAAGAAGGACAGCUGGAAAGACUCCCGCUCUUCCUCCCCACACAUUACAGGGGAUCUAGCACCACAGGAUGUUAAACCAAAAGCAGAGGACAAAGUCCGGCAGGGCACCCGCCGCCCGGCCCCCAAACCACCAACAACCAAUGCAGCCAACAGCAGAGCCAACACUCAAGCUGCUGCCACCACUGCAGACACACGCGCUCGUCCACGGGAAAGACAGCUGUCAGGUGUCACGCACACACAGUCCUUCAGCUCACCAAGGAGUCAACGGAGAGGAGCAGGAGCAGGAGGAGGAAGAGGAAGAGGUGGAGGCAGAGGAGCAACAGCAAUGAGAGAGAAGACCCUGGGGGAUAUCAGAGGGAAGGAUGGAGUGACAGCAGGGAAGGAAGAAAGAAGAGGAGGAAGACUGUGUGAGGAGUCCAAGGCGAAGGAGAAAGAGAGGCCCGGACAUCAGAGGCCAAGAGAAGUAAAUGGACUGAAAAGCAGGGGGGCUGAUGGGAAAGGAAAAGUAGGUACUAAAGUUGAUAACAAAGCAGGGAAAGUCAAGCUGAACAACGCGCUUUCUACCCAGGAAGUUUAUCUGACAGCCAUGGUCGUCCCACGCACGCCUGUAGCGACAAGAACCCAGGACAAGACCCAAGACCAAGGCCAAAACCAUGACAGGACCCAGGAAAAUCCUCCUGCCCUUUCCCGGUCCAGCAGCGAGGGGGGGUCAAACAGAAUGUCCCUCAGCUCAGACACAGAGGGCCCCCCACCAGGGCCCCUGAAUCCUUCCCUGUCCCACCCAACCAACCCUAUCAUCAGUGAAGAAGAGGGGGAGGGAACUCCAACUCCUUGCGCGAAUGUCCAGAAUGGUCCAACCCACUGCCAUGAAGGUAAUGAAAAAUCAAAGGUGGACUAUACCAAGUCAGAGGUUCACCCAGGGGGAGGAAAAUGUGACAAUAACACUGAGGUGGAUAGUGCCAACUCUGUCACUCAGGGAGAUCCUGCAGCUGCUCGGACUGUACCAAAGAGCGAAACUUCAGCAGGGUUAAGUUAUGACUCUGUUAAAUACACUCUGGUGGUCGAUGAACACGCUCAAUUGGAGCUGGUCAGCCUCAAGGACUGCUUUCACAGUUACAACGAGCACAAUGAUGACAGCGAUGCAGAGACGGUCUAUCAGUCAGCCAAUGAGGAGGAAGACCCAGAGUAUGAGGAGGAAAGGAAGAGAAGAGAGGAAACAAGGAAGCAAGACAGGAGGAAAGAGGAAGAAAAACGAAGAAAGGAGGAGGAGGAGAAGAAGAGGCAGAGGGAGGAGGAUGUGAAGCGGAGAAGGGAGGACGAGGUGAAGAGGAGGAGGGAAGUGGUUACGAGGGUCUUCAAGCCGUCCAAGGUAACGUCAACCACGACUUCCGAGGAAGAGGAGUCUAACGGUGGAAGAGCCAGCGCUCCCAGAACCAGGAAGUUUCUUAACCUGUUUGCCAACAAUAGCAGCCACUACAGCGCCACUGGUGCUGGCUCAUUUGGUGUGUUCUCCUGUGUUUUGGAUGGUGUGGAAAGACAGCAGAGUCACAGAGCUGUUUACAGGUUUGUUCCCCGUCAUGCUGAUGAGCUGUUCUUAGAGAAUGAUGACCCCCUGCUAAUUCUGAACCAGUCUGAGGACCUCUGGUGUCAGGGUUACAACAUGAGGACCGGAUCCACCGGCAUCUUUCCUGCCUUCUAUGCUGUCAGGUUGGACAAAGAUAAUAACAAAGUUAAGAGAGAUGGCUGCAUAGAUCAGUUCAUGGUGCGAUUCCUGGGUUCAGUUCAGGUCCCCAUCCACAAAGGCAAUGAUGUGCUGUGUGCUGCGAUGCAGAAGGUAGCGUGUAACCGGCGGUUAGCAGGGCAGCCUCCCUCAGCCUGUGUGCUGGAGGUCAGUGUGAGGGGCGUGAAGAUCAGUGUCCAGGACCAAUGUCACUUUGCUAACAGGGGAGACCAGUGUUUCCAUUUCUUCCAGCUGAAGAACAUCUCAUUCUGUGGCUGCCACCCAAAAUACAGCAAGUAUUUUGGUUUCAUCACCAAACAUCCUGACCAACAGCGCUUUGCCUGUCACGUGAUGGUGGCAGAAACAACAUUACAUCCUCUGGCUGAGUCUGUAGGGAGGGCUUUCCAGCAGUAUUACAAAGAACAUAUUGGCUACUCCUGUCCCACUGAAGACAUCUUCAUUGAAUAACACCUCUCUUCCAUCCACACUAUGUACUAAAUAGUCACUAUGUGCAUGUAAGCCUGGUCUUACACCACAAA